AUGUCGAACCUUUCAUCCCAGAAGCGUCUGGCCGCCUCCGUACGUUCACCGUGAUCAUCCGGAAUGACCACACCUUGUCAUCAUGGGCGGUGUUGUAGUCGUUGUGUCGCGGCAGUCAAUUGACUUUUUCUACCGCUGUCGUCCCCGUCCCCGUCGCCUUCGCCCUCGCGCCGUCGUCUCUCUGUGCCGCCUACGCCCACGCCCGCCUCGCCCACCAAUCGCCCCAACCCCCCUUCAUUUCCCCUACAGGUCCUCGGUGUCGGAAAGCGAAAGAUCUACCUCGACCCUUCGCACUUGUCCGAGAUCGCCAACGCCAACUCGCGUGCCAAGUAGGUCCUAUUGUCACCUCAAAUCAGGCGUAGGCCGUGUCGCCCGUCCCAGCCUUAGCCCGCCGUGCGCCGUGCGCCCUCCGCGAAUCGAACCGCCCAGUGCGAAGCGCGCUAGCCCGCAGCCGAGCCCCGACCAGGACGCAGAUCGAGCGACCACCGCAGUGUGCACCAUGGAUCAGGGAGCAGAAAGGAAACGAAGAAUGUAUGCUGACCAUCUGAUCGUGGAACUGCGGCCCUCUUUUCUGAACAGCAUCCGAUCUCUCCGCAAGGAUGGCUACAUCAUCGUCAAGCCCCAGGUGAUCCACUCGCGUGCCCGCGCCCGCGACCACGAGGCUGCCAAGGCCAAGGGACGUCACACCGGUGCCGGUAAGAGGAAGGGUUCCGCCGAUGCGCGUAUGCCGACCAAGGUUUUGUGGAUGAGGAGGCAGCGUGUGCUCAGGCGCAUGUUGCGCAAGUACCGAGAGGAUGGCAAGAUCAACAAGCACCUGUGAGUGGAGGAGACGAUGGCAAGACAGGGAUUGAAUAAGGGGUUAUGUAUGCUCAUGUAUGGUCCUAUAAUGUUUAUUACUGCUGCAGCUACCACGAACUGUACUUGAAGGCCAAGGUGCGUUCCAGAGAGCAAAAUGAUUGGAACGCUGCAUCAGUCGGCGCGCCGAAGAAGCUGACUCUUUUGGAGAUUUGUAUUCCUUUCUCGUCAACAGGGUAACGUCUUCAAGGCACGUCAAUUACGCCACGUCGGAUCUUCCUGCUCUGCGACCCGUUGCUAACCUUAACAUCUCUUUGACCCCGCCGCUGCAACUUUAAAACAGAACAAGGCUAGUCCAUACUCAAAUAAUUAUGUCCUGCUGCCUCCCAAGCUAAUCGGUCCUGCUCUGUCCAUUCAUAGCGCGUUCUCAUGGACCACAUCCACAAGGCCAAGGCCGAGCAAUCGCGCACCAAGAUCCUCGCCGACCAGAUGGAAGCCCGCCGAACGAAGAACAAGGCUGCCCGCGAGCGCCGCGCCGGCCGCAUUGCCGAGAAGAGGUCCGCCAUCUCUGCCAUCGAGACCGAGGCCGAGAUCAAGGAGUAA
This is a messenger RNA of Microbotryum saponariae, 1398 nucleotides long. The record is from the annotation of a GenBank genome assembly. NCBI's taxonomy places the organism in Eukaryota, Fungi, Basidiomycota, Microbotryomycetes, Microbotryales, Microbotryaceae.